Vanderwaltozyma polyspora DSM 70294 is the source of this 1170-nucleotide messenger RNA. It is a transcript of the gene DSE3, whose product is annotated as Dse3p. Lineage: Eukaryota; Fungi; Ascomycota; Saccharomycetes; Saccharomycetales; Saccharomycetaceae. Bases 1 to 1170 code for a protein of 389 amino acids. The record is from RefSeq and is a predicted model, not a curated record. The transcript has a single exon.
AUGCCAAGAAAGUUUUUAGGGGAAAGAAUUAGUAGUGAAACAGAUGCCCUAAGGCCAGCAUCUUUGACCGUUACUUCAGCAGAUUUGUUAAGGUUGCCUUCAUUGCCAGAUGAUUUAUCCCAUACUGACGAUGGAAAUACUUUUAUUGAACCAAUUAAGGGAAAAAGAAAGUUAUCCUCAAAAUUUGGUGGAACGAUCAAAUUAAAGCAAAGAUUAUCCUCAGUCCCAGAGUUAUUCCUCCGUGAAAGUAAAAGAAAGAGAAAUAUGCAAAGAACUAAGGGUUCUGGAAGAAUUCCAACUUUUAGAAAGCAUAGCAAAAGAGUUAGUAUGAUCGAAGAAGAAACAAAAUCUAUGACAUCUAAAGAUGAUCAUUCUCUACACAACGGCAAACCAAUUCAAGCACAGGAUAAAAAUGAAGAUUCUAAAGUAUAUGACUUAGUAUUUGUAUCAAAACCCUUAGUGAUGCCUGUCCAAUUACCACCAUUGCCUAUGCAAUUGGUUCAACCACCAAACCCAGUAUACAAGAAUAUGGAGGCAGUGGAAUCGCAUAGUGAUGUUAUUUUGGAUGAAAUUAUAGCAGCAUACAUCGAUGGUAACAACAAGGAAAGCGCAGAAGAGUUAAAGAAGGGUAUAGAUUAUGUGUUGAACCAAAUGUCAGAUAAAUCUCAACUAAAGAGAUCCAAAAACGUUAAUGUAAACCAUCCAAAGAUUGUAGGAGAAAUGUUUGGCUCUGCUUUAAUGGAAACACCGUCAUUAGAACCAACUGUCACCAACGACCAUUUGGACAACGUACUAUCAAGUCCUGAAUAUACCGCUACCAGUAGUGGAGAUCAAUGGAGUACAGGUGACGAGUUUUCUGACAUCAAUAGUAUUGGACAAAGUAUCUGUUUUGAAGAGCCAAUGGCAAAAACACCAUGUAGUGAGGACACUGAUUUUUAUUCCGAUUUAGAAGAUGAAGCAAUUACACCAGUGAUUGAACAAAAACACACAUUUAGAAAUAUUUCAAACAAAAGUGGAAUCGAUCUUGAAGUUAUCACUUCAGAUAUGAGAAAUAUCACGCUAAAUGCAGAUGAAAUAUCAGCCAAGAAUACAAUUUCAACAGUUCAAUUAUUUAAAUGCGAAAUACCUCCACCACGUAUACUAUGCAAUGAUGUAUAUGACAGUGAAUGA